Messenger RNA from Eucalyptus grandis, 709 nucleotides. RefSeq names its product photosystem II reaction center W protein, chloroplastic. The transcript is spliced from 2 exons. The coding region runs from base 124 to 531 and encodes 135 amino acids. Lineage: Eukaryota; Viridiplantae; Streptophyta; Magnoliopsida; Myrtales; Myrtaceae. Gene Ontology annotation, biological process: photosynthesis. Gene Ontology annotation, cellular component: photosystem II; chloroplast. The record is from RefSeq and is a predicted model, not a curated record.
GUGGUGGCUUCUUGUUUUUAUGCAAAAUCCUCUUCUCAAGCCUCCCAUCAAAUAAACCAUUCUCACUUGCCAGUCACACCCCAAUACAUCUUUUUGGAGAGAGAAAGAGAGAGAAGAGGAGAGAUGGCCACCAUCACUGCAAGCUCUGCAACCUCCAUGGUCUCAUGCAGAGGUCUCUCUCAGAAGAGACCUCUUGGGGCCUCAUCCUCCCCUGUUCUUGGAUUGCCUGCAAUUGCAAUGAAGGGAAGAGUCAGGUGCUCCGCGGAGGGGAAGCCCUUGGAGCCUGAGAAAGCCUCGGGCAUGGGCAUGAGCGCGGCGCUGGCCACGGCCCUGUGCGCGGCAACCAUGUCGAGCCCAGCCAUGGCUCUGGUGGACGAGAGGAUGAGCACCGAAGGGACGGGGCUCCCGUUCGGGUUGAGCAACAACCUGCUCGGAUGGAUCCUGUUUGGCAUAUUUGGGCUCAUCUGGGUUUUCUACAUCAUCUACGCCUCGAGCCUUGAAGAGGAUGAAGAAUCAGGAUUGUCUCUCUGAGCUUCACUGGGAAGGAACACUCAGGGCAAUGUAGAAUCCAGAGAUUGUUCACUCAAAUGUGCCUAUAGCAUGAACUACCUUUGGCUUGUGAAAUUUUAUGUGUAUUUGUAUCAUUAACAGUUCGCCGCCUUUCGUUAAUAUUCUUCUCUUUCAAAUCUCAUUUUACUCUAUAUUACAA